Molecule: messenger RNA, 914 nt
Organism: Amphiprion ocellaris (clown anemonefish)
Lineage: Eukaryota; Metazoa; Chordata; Actinopteri; Pomacentridae
Gene: mmab
Product: metabolism of cobalamin associated B
Exons: 9
Coding region: 57-752 (231 amino acids)
Molecular function (GO): corrinoid adenosyltransferase activity
Source: RefSeq, a predicted model, not a curated record
GGACAAAACACAUAACCAACCACUGUUCACCUCUAGAUGCUAAACUGUAGCUGAAAAUGACAUCGUUUGUUAUCAAACCUGCUCUUCUCCGCUGUUUUGUUCGGACAAGCAGGUUCAUAGGCGACCAUCGCACGAAGAAACCAUUGUGUUCCCGCAGAAGUUAUGCCACUGAUGGAGAUAACAGGGUCCCCAAAAUAUACACCAAAACUGGAGACAAAGGUUUCUCAAGCACAUUUACAGGAGAAAGGAGACCAAAGGAAGAUCACAUUUUUGAAGCUUUAGGAAAUACAGAUGAACUUUCAUCAGCUAUAGGAUUGGCCAGAGAAUUUUGCCUUGACAAAGGUCACAUGUUCACUUAUCAACUGGACAAGAUACAGUGCAUUUUACAAGAUGUGGGCUCCAAUAUCGCUACACCUCAAUCGUCUGCAAGAGAAAGUCAUAUAAAAAGGACUAAAUUUACUGCUCAGCCAAUUGCAGACAUGGAGACCUGGAUUGAUACCUUUACAGCAGAACUCCCUCCACUGACCAACUUCAUUUUACCAUCCGGCGGAAAGAGUAGCGCAGCUUUGCACUUGGCUCGGACGGUCUGUCGGAGAGCAGAACGCAGUGUUGCCCCAAUUGUGCGCUCAGGGGAGGCAGAUCCAGAUGUUGCCAAGUUCUUGAACAGAUUGAGCGACUACCUGUUCACCGUCGCCAGAUAUGCAGCCAUGAAAGAAGGCAACGAGGAGAAAAUCUACAAAAGACCUGAAUGACCACAUUCACACAUGAGGAUUAAACAAAAACCUGAUUUGUUUGGAAUGAUUCAUGUAUAUACUUCAGUCAUAUUGUAAAUACAUUAUUACAUAUGAAUAAGGUUCACAAUUGUCUCAGUUCAGUGAUCACGGGUCAUAAUAAAUCUUUAUGUACAUCCAAAA